Molecule: messenger RNA, 561 nt
Organism: Drosophila mojavensis
Lineage: Eukaryota; Metazoa; Arthropoda; Insecta; Diptera; Drosophilidae
Product: protein anon-73B1
Exons: 1
Coding region: 200-469 (89 amino acids)
Cellular component (GO): membrane
Source: RefSeq, a predicted model, not a curated record
GAUAUUAUUGAAGUAUUAAUAGAGGCCGCUAUAUAAAAUAAAGGGAAAUAUAGACAACCAAGAUUUGUUAAGCUUAUUAAAUUGAGCGGCUUUUGGGAAAUGUGCGCUUCUUCUUAUAUUUAUGGCAGUAGCCUCACAGCUGUUUAUGCACUAAUCACCCUGUACACCGCAUACACAAACUAUAUUUUGCAAACAAAAAAUGACUGCUGACAAUAUUGGAGUAACUACAGCUACUCUGGACAAAUAUGGAGAAGAGGACUUUAUUGCCGUGCUAGUACGCUAUGGGCUCUUUGUGGGAGCCAUAUUUCAAUUCGUUUGCAUAUCCGCUGCGGUGCUAAUGAGUGGCAACGAUUCGCAGGACACAGUUGAGGAAGAGGCACGCCUUAUCGAUGAGCCAGCGCAAGGCAGCGGUAAUGCGGCCCGCCGUCUACAUAAAAUACGGAAGCUAGAGAAGAAAAAGCGACGUUAGGAGCACGUAAAUGGGUCGUAAUAUAUUUUUAAAAUAUUCUACAAUAGUCUUAAUUGUGUAUACUUAUAAUAAAACUAAUUUAUUUGGAUGUA